AUGGUCGAGGUUGCGCUGAACGAUGGGGCGAAUGUGAGCGGGUGCGAGGGGUGCCGGCCUCUCGUGAUGGCAGCAGUCCACGCGCAGACCGAGAUCGCGCAGCUCCUGAUCGAGAGGGGAGCCCACGUCAACGCGGGGGUGACCAACGCAUCGAUGGGCACACGAGAGCGCAGCCACCGGGCCCCUGGCUUGAGUGGCGCCUUGGAGGUCUUGAUCAAGGCUGGCGUGAACCCCGACCAGGUAGAUGCCGAAGGCUGGACGACGUUUCUUCACGCCGUGGAGGUUGGAAAUCCGGAAAAGAUUCGCAGGAUUUUGGCACUAUCUCCGGCCGCGCUCGGCCGCAUCGCGUGGGACGGCAUGUUGGCGCUACAUGUGGCUUGCAACGAGGGCCACUUGAGCGCGGUAUCUUGGCCCCUUUCGUUGGGGACGAAACACCCGAAAACAACAAGUCGGGACCACUGCCCGCUCGCCGUUGCCAUCAUCAAGGGGCACGAAGACAUUGCCAACACUCUUCUCGCAAACCUGAGCGCCGUUGGAGGCGUGGAGUUGGCCGCGGAGAUGGCUCCGACUUAUGCGAUAACCCAGAGCCGCGGGAAGAUCCUUCGAAUGAUGCUCAACAUCACGGGAGAGGAAAACGCCCCUGGCGGGAACGCGCUCCUGGCCGCCGGAGCCAACGAAAACGCGACCGGCCAAGGGGGGCAGCGACCGAUCGACGUCAUCGGGACCAUAGACCUGCAAAAUCCUCCGCUCAGCCGGCUGCACCCGAGGACACCCACCCGGUUCAGGGACCCCGUCAAAGAAGCGGAAAUCCGACGGACGGUAGAGCGGGCCCCAGCUUUCCGUGCUUGGUCUUGGGCUUGGCCUGCGUUCGAAGGGGCGGGUUGUAGCACCACCGCAGCUAUUUUUGGCAGCAGCACCUGCAAUGUGCUCAACAAGGCCUCCGGGCAAGGGAGGAAGACGAGGACACCGUUGGUUGUGCAAAUUCACCGACCCGAGAGAAACAAGUUGCUUUCAAGGAUCCUGAGGAGGUGA
This is a messenger RNA of Ectocarpus sp. CCAP 1310/34, 1032 nucleotides long. NCBI's taxonomy places the organism in Eukaryota, Phaeophyceae, Ectocarpales, Ectocarpaceae. The record is from the annotation of a GenBank genome assembly.